Trichobilharzia szidati is the source of this 5459-nucleotide messenger RNA. Lineage: Eukaryota; Metazoa; Platyhelminthes; Trematoda; Strigeidida; Schistosomatidae. The record is from the annotation of a GenBank genome assembly.
GACCUUCACAGAAUGUCCUAAAUUGAAUGUUUACUGCAGAUGGUUUUAUUUUCUGCCUGGUGUUGUCGGCUGGCUGAGACAGGACUCUUAGAAAGUUGUUGUACUAUCUAGAUAAAUAGCGAAAUUCAAUCUGGAGUUAUGAUCACGAACUUCAGAUAAUGAAUUGUGAAAGUUUUCUCUAUUUUUUGCUUGUUAUGUCUUCGUGCAAUAUUGUAAUGAAUAAGUUACAUUGCCGUCAAAAUUCUUGUGACACACCUGCAGUUGAAUAUGUUGUCCGGGUUGAUGGAACUUUUUCUGAUGCAAAGGCAAUUGCACGUCUUCAUGGUUUGGAGUUAAUUGAUAAAAUGAUUGGAUUUGAAGGAAUGUACAUAAUGCACUUAAAACAAACUGCAUCUAAAAAGCGUAGACGACGAUCUCCAGUUGAUAUCAAUGGUCCUGGGGUCGAAUGGGUUAUAAAACAAGAAUUUCUCAAGCGGACUAAACGUUCUAGUUUACCAUCUGCCUCCUGGAAUGACCCGUUGUAUCCUGAUAUGUGGUACUUGAAUAGAGCCAGUAAAGGAGAAGGUUACGAUAUGAAUGUAUUGGAAGCAUGGGAGUUAGGAUAUACUGGCAAGGGGAUUAAGAUCACUAUCAUGGAUGACGGAAUAGAUUAUACACAUCCUGAUCUAUUGGCAACUUAUGAUCCUAAGGCCAGUACAGAUAUUAACGGUCGAGAUAACGAUCCAAUGCCGGAUAUACGAAGUCGUGAUAACAAACAUGGUACCAGAUGUGCCGGACAAAUUGCUGCUCAGGGUAAUAAUUCGGUGUGUGUUGUCGGCAUUGCUUAUAAUGCACAAAUCGGCGGUAUACGCAUGUUAGAUGGAUAUAUUACUGACAGGGUUGAGGCUGAAACACUUCAUUUUCGACAAGAUUACAUUGACAUUUACUCAGGUAGCUGGGGACCUGAAGACUCAGGGAAAUUAUAUGAAGGUCCCGGUAUACUUGCUCAAUCUGCAUUCCAACAAGGAGUUGUCACGGGUCGUAGAGGUUUUGGCAAUAUUUAUGUAUGGGCAUCAGGUAAUGGUGGUUCGUUAGAUGAUUCAUGCGCUUGUGAUGGUUAUUCAAGUAGCCCGUUCACGCUGUCUGUUAGCGGUGUCAGUGAAUCGAAUACACGUCCAUGGUAUUUAGAGAAAUGUUCAUCCACAUUAGUCAGUACUUACAGUAGUGGAAGUCCUAUGGAAAGAAUGAUUUCCACUAUUGAUUUGGGUCAUGAUUGUACUCGUAUGCAUUCCGGAACAUCAGCAAGUGCACCAAUGGCAGCUGGAAUUAUUGCACUUUUAUUAGAAGCUAAUGAUCGUUUAAGUUGGCGUGAUGUCCAAUAUAUCACUUUACUUACAGCUAAUCCAAAACCGUUUAAAGAUGGUAAUUUCACUAAAAAUGCUGUUGGUCGUGAAUAUAGUCAGCUGUAUGGAUAUGGUUUAAUGGAUGCUGGUAAAAUGGUUCGACUUGGUGAAUUAUGGCGUGGUGUUCCUCCACAUCAUCGGUGUACUUCAAAUGUGAUAGAUGUACAAAAGAAUUUAGGCGGGAAAUUCAACCAUACAUUAUUUCUUAACUUUUCUGGAUGUCAACCUAAAACUCAAGACAAUGAAUCCUUGAAUAAACUGAAUAAAUCCACUUCAGAAAAUGGUACACCUAUACGCUAUUUGGAACAUGUACAAGUUUAUGCUGAUAUUGUAUAUCAAAGGAGAGGAUUAUUACGACUAUCUGUAAUAUCUCCAAGUGGUACACUGAGUGUCCUGUUACCGCCUCGAAUACAUGAUGAACAUUCAGGCAAUAUAGCUAUGCUACGUUGGCCGGUGACCACUGUACAAUUUUGGGGUGAAAGUGCUAUCGGUACAUGGCAAAUACGUUUGGAUAGUAUCUUAGGCACUGAGAUUAGUCGUGUUGAUCCAGAUAAUAUUAAAGGAUUUUGGCGAUCUGUUUGGAUUGUUGCCUAUGGUACUGAUGAGUUUCCUAUACGUCUGAAACCUCCAUCACUCAGUCGCCCACCACCUUCAGAAUGGUUUGAAUCGUUUGCUGAAUAUGUCGUUGAUGAUCAACACUGGCAUAAGGUCUACACAUGUCAUUCAGAAUGUGCUCCCGGUGGUUGUACAGGUCCUGCAGCUGAUCAGUGCCUUUAUGGAUGUAAAACGUUUGCAACAGAAAGCAGACAAUGUGUAUCCGUUUGUCCUCCGGGGACAACAGCAUUUGGUGCCUUACGUCUUAGUAAUUCAUUGAAUAAUUAUGCCAAUACAAACAGUAAUAAUAAUAAUAAUAACAAUGGACAGAAGUCACGUGACCGUGUCAAACCUGAAGCUAUGUUGUCAUCAUCAUCAUCAUCAUCAGGUGCACGUAUUCGCAGUAGUAUUGAAGGUUCUCCUUUCGGUGUGAAUGAUGAUCCUUUACAAAUCAAUGGUAAUAAUCAACAAGGCUUUAAGAAUGAAAUGGUCUGUCAACCAUGCUGGUCAUUAUGUUCAGCGUGUAUACGUCCACAUAUUGAAUAUGAUUGUACAGCAUGCUCAAAUCAACGCUUUCUAGUACCAUUGUUAACAGCAAAUGAAGAUAAAGGAUUAUCAUUUUCUUAUCAAUCGUAUCAAGACAAUAAUGGGCAACCUACUAAUAACAACGGUGAUAAUAAUAAGAAUAACAAUGUCUAUCUUGAAAAUGCUAAACAUUUAAAUUUCAAUUUACCUCAAGUAAUUGGCACUUGUCGAACUGAAUGUCCUGCUGGAUUUUUUGGUAAUAAAUCGACUUCAAUAUGUGAAUCAUGCGCAGAAAAUUGUGCACGUUGUGUUGGUUCAAAGUCUGAUGAAUGCCGUGAAUGUUAUCCUGGUUUCCGAUUAAUUCAUGGAAGAUGUGUUGAUAGUUCAUCGGCUGAUGGUCGUUGUAAACCAGGACAAUAUUUAAAACAUUCCGAAUGUGUAAAUUGUCAUCCAUCCUGUGAUAAAGCAGGUUGUGUUACUUCAAAUCAGUGUAAUUGGUGCCCUAGUCAUUUACCGAAUUAUUUCAAUGGUACUUGUACAAAAUCCUGUCCAGAAGGUUGGUAUUCCGGUGUGCAGAUUCGACCUCCAUUUCACUCAAAUAUACAAGAUCAAAUUUCUUCUGGUAAACAGCCAUCAGUACACAUGUGUGAACCUUGUUCACCUGGUUGUCAAAAGUGUAUUAAUUUCAGUUUAUGUGAGAUGUGCUUACCGUAUUUAAUGCUGCACAAUGGUACUUGUAUACUUCCGGAAAACAACACAGCUGCUGAUAACAUCACUCCUACACUUGUUAAUAAAAGUAAUACUCAAGUUAAUAAUAAUAAUAAACUGUUGGUUACACCAUCAAAUCAGUGUGGUUCUGUAUCAUGUUCUACAUGUUAUGGAGGUAUAAGAAAGAAUUGUUUAUCCUGUUCACGAGACUACUAUUUACUAGAGAUAACUCUUUUCAAUGCUCUUCAAAAUGUUGAUUUAUUCAAUGGAAAUUCGAUUAUUAAUAAUAACAAUCAUAAGAAUAAUAAGAAUAAGAAUAAUAAUAUCUCAUCCACAUCUGCAUUGUCUUCUUCGUCAUUAUCAACUUCGCCGACUUCCUCUACACCUUCAACAACACAACUGAAUGAAAUAAAUUAUCCAGUUAACAACAUAUCAGCAUCAUCAGUAGACACUGACACUACUAUUAUACCUGAAUUGACUCCUUUGACGUCAACAUCGAAAUCUAUGCCUACAGAUACUAGUGCCACUACUACUACUACUACUCCGACUCCGACUACGACUACUAUUACAACUACAGACGACAAUGCAGUAAAAAGUUUAUCCUUAUUGAAGAGAACAAUGAAGAACAACAAAGCUGUGCUUAUAUCAAGACGUUUUGUAAAUACUAAUGGUGUGAUGAAUAAUCCUAUUUCUAACAGUCUUAAUUUAUCUUAUCCUAAAUUUAUUUGUGUACAUAUUUGUCCUACGGGAUAUUAUGCAAGAAGGAUAUCAGUUGGUGCGGAUGAAAUUACACUAUGCUCUAAAUGCCCUCCAUCGUGUUCCAGUUGUACAGAUAUCUCACACUGUAAUGCAUGUCAAACAGGCUUUUAUUUAGACAAAAAAACUAAUCAUUGUCUAUUGCGUACUGUAUGUCGUUUCUCGGAAUACUUUGAUGAAGAUAAAGGCAUAUGUCGUCCAUGCGAUUCCAAUUGUCGAACUUGCUCUGGUCCUCGUUCAUACCAAUGUACUAGUUGUAAUCGGAAGCCACCAGUUCCUCGAUGUUUAUUAACAAAUCAACGUGUUUCAAAAUUGCAUAGAACCUCUAAAGACUUAGCUAUAUGGCCACCUGAUCAGUUGAGUGUAGAACCGAAUUCUGGACAAUGUCUCGUAUGUUGUCCUUAUCGAUUAGCCUUAACUAGUCGUGAUCCUAGACAAUGCAUGUUCUGUGUUGCUGAUAAAUUGGUUUGUCUUAGCGGGGAUGAAAUCGGUGCUGGAGAAAGUGGUUAUAUUCUAGAAGAAGUCAAUAAAAAGCAUCAAUCAUUAUGGGAAUUAUUUACAAAAGAACCAUCUCGUCUAGUCUUAUUUAUUAUAUGCCUUAUUAUAAUUACAGUAUUGUUAAUAUUUAUUCUAGUACAUUUUAUAUUAUCACGUCGUCGAUAUCGACAUUAUUAUCAUCAACAUUGUUCUACUGCUGCUGCAGCUGUCUAUUGUUCAUGUUGUAGACGACAUAAUAAUCAUGUUGGUGUUACUGUUGGAAGUGGUGGUAAUGAUGAAUCAGAGGGGAAAAGAAGUAAACAAAUUGUAACAUCUGUUACAAAGAAGCGUAAAGCUAGACAGUUAGCUCAGUUAAAUAACAACAAUAAUAAUAAUAGUAAUAAUAAUAGUAAUAAUCGUCAUAAUCGACACCUUCCCAAUCCUCCAAAUGGUGGAAACACUCAACGCGAUGAUCAUGAUGAUGAGGAUGAUUAUGAUUUCGACGAUGAUGAUGAUAUACGCGCGGAACAAAUCUCAUUGAGGUCAAAAAUGAAUAAUCAUAGUAAUAAAGACAAUAAUAUAUCAUAUAUUGGUAAAUUCAUCACUGAUAGAGGAGAGUUAAAUAAUGAUUCCGCUAUUGCUACUACUGAUACUGCUCCUACUAUUACGACAACGGCGAUUAAUACUACGGCGACGUCUAAUGACAAUAAUAAUAAUUCAUAUACUCCAUAUUAUAAAUCAUCAAUUUGUUCAUCAAAUGGUAAUUUACACAGUGGACGUGUACAUCGGCUAAGCACCGGAGAAACAAUCAAUUCACAUAUUCCUCCACCUUGUAUUAUAAUUAAUUCAACACCUCAAUCAAUAAUAACUACAGCUAUUCCAUUGAACAGUACAAAUCCACAUCAUCAAUAUGUACGAUAUAAUCAGUUAAAUAAUAGUAAAGAUGACAGUGGCGAGAAACUUAUUUCUGAUACAACUGAUUCAUCAUUGUCAACAACUGAGGUGGUAAACACUUAA